Monoraphidium neglectum is the source of this 810-nucleotide messenger RNA. RefSeq names its product glutathione transferase. The record is from RefSeq and is a predicted model, not a curated record. Bases 1 to 810 code for a protein of 269 amino acids. NCBI's taxonomy places the organism in Eukaryota, Viridiplantae, Chlorophyta, Chlorophyceae, Sphaeropleales, Selenastraceae. The transcript is spliced from 4 exons.
AUGGCGGCAGUCUCCUCAAAACCCACUCUUUAUGCCGACCUCAUGUCCCAGCCCUCGCGUGCCGUCGUGAUCUUCUGCCGCGUGCACAACCUCCCAAUUGACGUGAAGCUUGUGCGGCUGGAUAAAGGCGAGCACAGGCAGGCCUGGUACAAGGAGAUCAACCCCUUGGGCAAGGUGCCAGUCCUCGUCGACGGGGCCCUCCGGCUGCCAGAGAGCCCCGCCAUCGUUUUGUACCUCUCGGACCGCUUUGACCUUCCAAACCACUGGGCUCCCCGCUGGCCCCGCCGUGCGGCAGGCGGCGGCGGCGCUUCCGCUGCUGACUCGGAGGCGGCGGCCGCGGCGCGCGCGGCGCGCUUCCACUCAGCGCUGAGCUGGCAGGGCUCGUCACUGCGCGGCGGCGCGAUGCAGCUGCUGAUGCACCGUGUCGUUGGGCGCGUCUUCGGGGCGCCGAUGGUGCCGGAGGUUGCGGCAAAUGGCUUGAUGCAGCUGAAAGCGUCCUUGAGAGACCUGGAUCACUAUUGGCUGGACGGCGGCCGCAGCGGCUUUUUGGCGGGCGACGAGAUCAGCGCCGCGGACUUGUUGGCGGCCUGUGAGCUGGAGCAGCUCAGGCUGCUUGCCGGCGACCCUGCGGGUGGCCCUGGAAUGGAGCAGAUGCUGGCCGGCUUCCCUGCAGUCCGGGCCUGGCUCGAGCGCGUGCGCAGCGCCUGCCAUCCAAACUAUGAUGAGGUGCACGCCGUGCUGCAGGCCGCCGUGGCGGCCAUGGCAAAGCGCGCUGCAACUGCCUCCGCCGCCGCCGAAGCUAAGCUCUGA